CAGGUAUUGUAUACUGGCCAACCCGCCGAACUAGAAGUCUCUCAAGGUCGAUUUUACGUGACAUAUAUAACUUGUGAAUGGAGAGACAAAAAUCUUUCGAAGUUUUAGAUUUCGAUGGUGAAUUCUUUAAGCAAAAUGAAAACAGUACCAUAGAAAGUACCGAGUUAAUUUCUGAUGGGGUUUCUCAUGAUGAAUCACGUUCUUAUACGGAGCUUUCGGAGUCUGACUAUUCAGAAAAUUCUCUCUCCGCUUCAAAAUCCGAUUUAAUAAAACUUGACUUUGAUCAAAACCAGACCAUUGUUGAACAAUCCUCUACAUCUCAUGAAGUAGAUAAAUCAUACUCCUCUUCCUCUUUCUCCAUGCCAUCCACCGAGAUGAAAGCAUCUGAUAUGCAUGACCAGUUACAAAUUCAACUUUCGAAAGACUUGGACACAAAUAUUUCCGAUCGAAUACGUUUCUACUUUCAUGAUUUUCUUCUUGGAAGUAUACUGUUUAGUUUAUUUCUAGGUCACAUGCUUUAUUCGGAACAAUGUAAUCGAAAGUACAUUGUUGAGACAAAAAGAAUUGCAGAAUAUGAAGUUGAACGUAUUCAACUACUAACAAAUAUUUCAGUCUUGUCUAGUGAAAUUUCGCGGAAGGAUACGAUGUAUGCAUAUUUAGAAACAAAGCAUAAACAAUUGAAAAAUAUAACACAUCAAUUACGUUUAGAUCUAUCUACAGUUACAGCGGAAUUACGCGAUCGAACAUCAGCUUAUGGUAAACUGAAGUUAGACUACAAACAUACGAAGGGAAAAAUGAGAAAAUUAACCAAUGAAUUAAAAAAAUUGAAAAUUGCUCUGAUGGAUUUGAAACGUUCUUCUCUAUUCUUCCCUGGUGCCAGAGUAAUCAAAGAUAUUUUAUGUAAAAUUUUAAGUAUUUGUCCUGAUUUAGAUGGAUAAUAUAUAAAAGCUACUUGUUGUCUAUCUCUUGUGUGUGUACGUGUGUGUGUGUAGACGUGACCACACAGUAGGUAGAUAAUCAUUCAUAGAGAAAUUUUUUUCAUUUCAGUUUCUUUCAUUAUUCAUUGCUAUGUAACAUUAUCUUGUCAUAUGGUUUUCUUCUUAAAAGUUACAUUAUUGUAUUACACUGUUAUUUCAUAGCUCUCACCACAUAUAUAUCAGCAUAUAUAUAUAUAUAUAUAUAUAUAUAUAUAUAUAUAUAUAUAUAUAUAUAUAUAUGAUAACGGUUCGUUUGUCAUCUUUAUCUUACAUUCAAGUGAGUUUAUUGAAGCCAUUUUGUCAAAUUAUUUUUGCUUGUUACACAAUUAGUUGUUAUUGUUGUUUUUUUAAACAGCAUUUCAAUUAUUACAAUAAGAAUUGAAAAAAAAGAGAGAAAAUAAUAUAUAUUUAUAUGCA
Molecule: messenger RNA, 1394 nt
Organism: Heterobilharzia americana
Lineage: Eukaryota; Metazoa; Platyhelminthes; Trematoda; Strigeidida; Schistosomatidae
Source: the annotation of a GenBank genome assembly